Messenger RNA from Paramacrobiotus metropolitanus, 1268 nucleotides. Its product is annotated as ATP synthase subunit s, mitochondrial-like. Lineage: Eukaryota; Metazoa; Tardigrada; Eutardigrada; Parachela; Macrobiotidae. Bases 291 to 1025 code for a protein of 244 amino acids. The transcript is spliced from 3 exons. The record is from RefSeq and is a predicted model, not a curated record.
UGUUUGUGAUUUUCAUCAUUUUCUCAUCCUAAAAAUUUGUUAUUUGUAAUUUGUACAGAUUUUUGUUUUCUGACAGACUGCAUUUAGCACUAAACUUUUGAUUGUGUUGAUCGCGUAGACUCACACUGGAACAAUUUAGUUUUUUUCGCUCCGCACUGGUUUUAGUUUCUCUGUCAAAUUAAUUGCAAUCUGAGCGAAGUGCGUGGUGCUUUUGCUGUUUUGCAGUAUAUCGAUCGCUCCUGUGCGUGAACCGUAGUUGUAGAUCCUAUCCGCAUUUUUGUCCUGAGAAGAUGCUGCCGCGAUAUUCCGCAGUAAUGUUGCGGACGAUGUCUCGUCCCGUCGUGCAGGGUGCACGUCGGACCUUUUCCCGUGAUCGAGCUGCGGCCGUGUGGAUGAACGCAGGAAGAUGGCAGCUUACGUCGGAGUGUGCUGCGCGAACCGUCAGAUUGCACCAUUAUUAUUGUCCGAUCCUGGCGAUGAUACAAUCCAGAAAUAUGAGUUUGUUUGGCUCCUUCCUGGACGGUGCAUGGAAUAAGGUGGAUAAGAAGCGUAUCGCGGAAGUCGGAGCGGAAGUGGCCGCGGCUGAAUGGAUUAUGCGCUGCGGCGGCAGUGUCAAAUGGAGUAAUCAUGCCAAAUGGGUAACCGACUACAAUCAGCUGGGCAUGGGAUCGGGUCCCAACACGAAGAUCGAGGCCAUUGAUGCCAGCAAUGCCUGCAUUAAUUCCGAUGGAUUUGCCUAUUUAGAGGGUCUGAAGGAUGUACGCAUGGUGAAAUUCCACAAGACAGCCCACAUCGAUAAUAAGGCGCUGUCGCUGCUGGCUGAUUACCUCGGCAGUGGCCUGGUCACUUUGGAGGUGACGAGCUGCGGCAACGUCGGUGACUGGGGACUGAAGGAACUGGCCAGGUUUAAGAAUUUAAAGGAGCUCCACCUGGGCGAUCUGCCCGGCGUCAAGAAUCCGGCCGAAUGCGUCAAGCAUCUUAAAUCUCAGCUUCCGCAGUGCAGUAUCACGUACGAUGGAUUAUAAACCAGAAUAAUUUUAUCGGUUCCUUCGGGCUUUAACUGUAAAUGUCCUGAUGUACGUAAUUUCAUGUAAGUGCUGAUGUUACACUUUUAUGAAUGGUUUUGCUGAUUUUUAUUUUAUCGCUGUACAGUUUCCAGUGUUAGCAGUUUCCAGUGUUAGAUGAGAUGUUGUGGUUUUAUGUCAAUUGCCGUAGUGUUCAGUAUCGCGGUGCCUAUGAUUUAAUGUUCAUUAAGCGAACGGUGUUUA